This is a messenger RNA of Polypterus senegalus (gray bichir), 3477 nucleotides long. It is a transcript of the gene gbx1, whose product is annotated as gastrulation brain homeobox 1. Gene Ontology annotation, biological process: regulation of transcription by RNA polymerase II; regulation of nervous system development. Gene Ontology annotation, cellular component: nucleus. NCBI's taxonomy places the organism in Eukaryota, Metazoa, Chordata, Cladistia, Polypteriformes, Polypteridae. Gene Ontology annotation, molecular function: DNA-binding transcription factor activity, RNA polymerase II-specific; RNA polymerase II transcription regulatory region sequence-specific DNA binding. The record is from RefSeq and is a predicted model, not a curated record. The transcript has 2 exons. Bases 238 to 1350 code for a protein of 370 amino acids.
UGCCGCUCCUCUUGCAGCCAAAAAAGUCGGGAGCUGAAUAAGGAAAUGAAGCGUAAUUUGAGGAAGAUGGAUGAGUCUUGAGGGUAACACCCCCUCCCAUCCCUUCUCUCCCUCGCAUGAUGAGCCUAGUGAGUGUGUGAGAGGCAGAGUAAUAGGAAGGGAGUCAGGACGCAUGCAACACGCUGGCUUAUUGGUAACGGGACAACCACAGACACCAAAAGAUUCCUAAUUCUGUACAUGCUAAGGAUAACAAAGACGGGAAAAACAGAGGGAACUGACUUCGUUGGAGCAAAGCGAGGAUUUCUUCCCUGGAGGAAGAGGAGGGGGGGUGGAGGAGUACUUGAUUUCUUUGCUUACUCGCUGAAUAACAUUUUGUACACCGUCGACAUGCAGAGACCCAGUGGCCAAGGGACCGCUUUUUCUAUCGACUCCUUAAUAGGGACACCACAACCCCGAUCUGGGCACCUCCUGUACACCGGCUACCCAAUGUUUAUGCCUUACAGACCUCUUGUUAUUCCUCAAGCUCUGUCCCACUCUCCCCUGCAGUCCGGUAUCCCUCCAUUGGCUCCACUAGCUUCCUUUGCCGGACGUCUCACCAACACAUUUUGUGCCAGUUUGGGGCAAGGAGUACCGUCAAUGGUAGCGCUCACUACCGCCUUGCCUAGUUUCUCCGACCCCCCGGAUAGCUUCUACCCUCCUCAAGAACUGCCUGGACCCAGAAUAACGACAGAUCCCACUGGAAGGAGACAAGAGAGUCCAGAUUCAGAGGAACUACCGGCGCGUGAUAAAGUUUCGGAACUCCUUAGCUUUUCGGAAACUUUUCAAACUAUUACAGGCGAAACAAAAUUAUAUAGUUCGGAUGAUGAGAAACUGGACGUGAAAUCGGCCGAAACUCCUUGCAGCGACAGAGAAGAAGACAGCUCCGUUGACAGCGAGAACGAAAGCGUUUCAGACGGCAAUAACUGCAGUUCAUUAUCAAGGAAGAGUCAACUGAAGUCGGGCUCUCAAGAGCCUCUCCCUCCUGGCAACUCCAGUGGAAAAAGUCGGCGAAGGCGGACCGCAUUCACUAGCGAGCAACUCCUGGAGCUGGAGAAGGAGUUUCACUGUAAAAAAUACCUGUCCCUCACCGAGCGCUCCCAGAUCGCGCAUGCACUCAAACUCAGCGAAGUGCAGGUCAAAAUCUGGUUUCAAAAUCGAAGAGCGAAGUGGAAAAGGAUUAAAGCCGGCAACGUUAACAACCGAUCAGGGGAGCCAGUUAGGAAUCCCAAAAUCGUGGUGCCCAUUCCAGUACAUGUCAACAGGUUCGCAGUCAGGAGCCAGCAUCAGCAAAUUGAACAAACUAGACCAUAAGGAUGCGCAGAAGCAUUGCACGCUCCUGGACAUUUUUUUCUACAAUAUGUGUAUAUGAUUGGAGAUUAGUUUAAUAACAAAGACAACAGGCUUGAAAUCAUUCGCAGGCUCCAAAAAAAGUACCCAAAACAUUACAGAGAUGGGUCUUAACAUAGUUUAACUAAGUUAUAAUUCAUUUAUCCAUGAAGGUCCUGUAAGCCUUUGAGGACCAAAUAUUGUGUAAUUUUAAACUGUUUUCUCAAAAAUAUGACUGGUUACAAGAAGAAAAAAAAUCUGUACGGGCUAGGACGAAUGCAGGAAAAGUCCGAAUUGUGUAUACAAGAAGUUUACUGAGAUUUAUUCUAAGUAUAUUUCUGAUUUGUUUACAUGUUUGAAUAAAUUUAUCAAUGCGAUCUAACCAAGACAAACAUUUGCCUUCUGUCAAACUCUUGAAAUCGUGAAAUAACGAACAUAUGAGCAAACGAACUGAAUGUUUAAUUUUUUUCCCAACUGACUGCACUAAACGUCUAGAAUGACACCCGUACCUGUUGAAUUGAUGCAUUUUAAAUCAAACGGUAAACCUAUUCUACCGCAAUGUUUCGGGGACAAGUAAAUGUUAAUUUAUUUAUUUUAUUAUUGCUGUUAUUAAACAUUUUGUACAUUUGUAAAUAAUCAAGUGUGUUGGUCCAUGACACCAACAGUGCACUAUAAAAUGAAAAUGUAUACAGUCUUUUAAAAUAUUUAUAUGUUGAAGUGUGGCGACAAUGCCACGGAUAUUUUUUGUUUCUCUUCUGAAAUGUUUUCUGUGUAAAUUUUGUGAAUUUGGUGCAUGCUCGCUUAAUUGUAAAAGCUGUUUUUAAUGAUUUCCCUCUUUUUUAUAUAAAUACAGUAUAUUAUAUACUGUGGUGAGUCAAGUUAGGUUUAUUUCCGUAUCAUUUUUAAGUGGUAAGCAUGUAAUUUAAAACCUCUUCGCUAUCGUUUACAGGACAGGUGGACACGUGCUCGGAAACUGAUGUGACAAGAACUAUAGGUGUACUCUAGCAAAAAAGAGAAUUGGAGAAACGAUUGGCUGUACAUAGAGUUUGAAAAGGUUAUUCACGCACAUUUCAAUGUAAAAUAAGUUUCCAUUUGUGGUUUCAAUAAAUUAUUUUCUAACAAAGUAUGCGUCUUUCGUUCUGCAUUGCUUUUAGGUACACUAAACACCGGCUGUUAUUUGAUUCAAUAUGCCUUGUAUAUUUGUGGUAUUUUCGGAUGUGCUCCUGUGGACGCAUGUAAAUAGUAUCCACCUUCACAAUGGGAACAUCCACUGCUCACUUUGUUUAAAAAAUGCACAUCUCUGAGCCGUUUUAUUGAUAUGAUAAUUUUACGUCACACGGUUAGAAUAACCUAAUAAUCCAUCCAUUUUUCUUGGCCACUUAAUCCAAAUUCAUUGUCACAGGCCGACGGAGCUCCUGCCAGUAGCAGCUGGAAUCAAACCUGGACGGGAAAAUAAGCCACGGAGGGGGUCCACUGACUCUCCUACUCGACGCUUGUUUAAGCUGGGCAAACUCGGAGUGCAGAAAAAUAAUAAAAUCACUAAAAUGAGGCAACCUCGAUAACAAUCUUAUUUCCGAGAGUUCUCAGACGGGUUUUCUCUCUUUUUAGACAAUAAUUUGAUUCUUUAUGUUUAGGUCAAGAGAAAUUCUCUUUGGUUAUGCAGUUAAUUUUUAACUCUGUUAGGAAAAACAUUAAUUAUUUGUGAUUGAUUGUUUAUUUAACAAAGUCGAAAAUUAUUAAUCACAGUUACACUGAAAUUAUAUAACAGCUACAAAUAUUUUAGUUUCUUUUUUUAGGGGCAAAAUCAUGAAUUUAUAUGGCAUUUGUUUUUAAUUCUCUCUCUCUCAUCUCCCUCUUUUCUUCCAUCAUGCAGUAUUUAUUUAAAAUACAUGCAUCCAUGCCUUUUGAACUAUGAUCCUCAAACUCACCAUUUACCUUCUAAUAUCAUGUGAGGAGUAUAGGUCAGGAAAUUAUCAUGCAUAUUUUGUAAACUACAAACUAACUCUGUGGCCUAAGUAUUGCGGCCCUCUAAUGCACACUAAUAUUUAGUAUGUUUGACUGGAGCGCUGUGAGUGGAUUCAGUUUUUGUGAAAAGUGAUGCCAGGCCUUCAC